Mytilus trossulus (common blue mussel) is the source of this 1525-nucleotide messenger RNA. Its product is annotated as UDP-galactose transporter senju-like. The record is from RefSeq and is a predicted model, not a curated record. Gene Ontology annotation, molecular function: UDP-galactose transmembrane transporter activity. Gene Ontology annotation, cellular component: Golgi membrane. Lineage: Eukaryota; Metazoa; Mollusca; Bivalvia; Mytilida; Mytilidae. The coding region runs from base 189 to 1205 and encodes 338 amino acids. The transcript is spliced from 5 exons. Gene Ontology annotation, biological process: pyrimidine nucleotide-sugar transmembrane transport.
GUGAAAGGCCGAGUUAGAUAAGUCCGAGUUUCAUAUGGGCCGAGGAAUCGGUUAUUAUCUAGUCGUUAAAGCGUUUUUCACAAUAACAUUUUAUGUUUGGCAGCUGAAGAAAAUUGUCAACCCCGAGAAAAAAAUUUGCGUGCACAAACUCGAUAGUCUAACAUAAUCAAUUUCAUAGCAAAAUCAAGAUGGGGUGGUGUUCAGAAGAUUUGUUUCCAACGAAAUUCAGUUUGAUCAUAUUUAUUUCGUAUAUGGCACUGUUUAUAAAUCAAGGUAUUUUGGUAACAGCAUCUAAAAGUAAAGAUAACACAUACAAUUACAAUACUGUUACAGCUGUGCUAUUGACGGAAUGUGUCAAGCUUGUGGCAGCAGCUUGUAUAUUUUUAAAAGAUAAUACAGUCAGUUCUCUGCUGUCCGAUAUUACCAAGCAUAAAGAUGUGCUACUGUAUUACAUGGUACCAUCAGCGUUAUAUUGUUUAUACAAUAACCUGGCUUUUGUAAACCUGGCCUCCUAUGAUCCAACAACAUACUUCCUAUUAUUACAGUUCAGAGUUGUAUUGACUGGUGUCAUAUUUCAGAUUGUUUUCAAUAAGAAGUUGACAACUCUCCAGUGGGUAUCAUUAGGAUGCCUUACAUUUGGAUGUAUCUUGAAAGAAUAUGGCAAAAUGUCUGAGAAAACAGGUGCCACAUCAUCAGAUUUCAUGUCCUACCUUGAUCCACAUCUGUUUCUUAUCAUCGUCCAGGUGUUUAGCUCAUGUUUUGCAGGUGUGUACAAUGAGUACCUGUUGAAAGACAAAGGGGUUGACGUCCAUAUAAUGGUACAGAAUGUAUUCAUGUAUUUAGAUUCUAUCCUUUGUAAUGUCGUAGCUCUGGGAUUUAAAGGAGAUUUGGCCAAUGCCUUCACAUUUACGAGUCUCAGCGCUAUGGCCCAACCAAGUGUGAUAUGUAUAGUUCUGAACAAUGCUGCUAUUGGCAUAGUCACUAGUUUAUUCCUACGAUCACUGAAUUCCAUUUUGAAGACAUUUGCCAGUGCUUUAGAACUGAUGUUUACUGCAGUUUUGUGCUGGAUGAUCUUUGGCAUAUCAAUAGACAUGUACACAGUAGUGGCACUUGGAAUUGUAACUGCAGCCACUUUUCUGUAUUCUCACAAACCUGUUGUCAACCUGGCCAAGACGGAUGAGCACAAAACAAAAGAAGAUGUCUAAAUAAAUCUGUUUACGUUUUAGAAAGACAGAUACCUUUAAAACCAAUGAAACAAAACCAAAACCUUGUAAUUUGCCAAAAUGACAACAUGUUUGUCUUUUCAGAUGAGGGCUUUAACUUUUUUUUGUCAUGUUGUUGAAAAUUUAUAUACUGUUAAGUUUUAUUUCUGCCCCAAAAUCAUUUGCUAUUAAUUUGGUUAAAGUAUUUGAAACCAUGAUUUAAACCACUUAUGGUAGUUUAGGACUUUAUAUAUAAACACACACAAAAUAGAAGGCAAUAUUCUAAAUGAAAAACAUGAUUUCCUUAAAGGACUGGUUUUGAG